Messenger RNA from Leptinotarsa decemlineata (Colorado potato beetle), 1288 nucleotides. Its product is annotated as probable palmitoyltransferase ZDHHC24. Gene Ontology annotation, molecular function: protein-cysteine S-palmitoyltransferase activity. Gene Ontology annotation, biological process: peptidyl-L-cysteine S-palmitoylation; protein targeting to membrane. The record is from RefSeq and is a predicted model, not a curated record. NCBI's taxonomy places the organism in Eukaryota, Metazoa, Arthropoda, Insecta, Coleoptera, Chrysomelidae. Gene Ontology annotation, cellular component: Golgi apparatus; endoplasmic reticulum.
AAAAAUAUUUUUUCGUGUAAUUUAUUAUUGUUUACAUAAAGGUUACUAACUAUACUACUAUAUGCUGAAAAGUUUGUUAUAAUCGUUGAAUAGUAUUUUACCAACGUUGUCCAUCCAUAACCAACUACAUAUUAUCUUGUGUUUGUACUUAGCGGCCAUACACAAGUUAUCAAGUUGAUAUAUUCGACAUGAUAUUACGAUCAAAAAUCCUGCCAAAAUCCAUAAAAGAUGCAAUGGUAACAGGAUUUGUGUUAAUUAUUAUUCCGCUAAUUUACUAUUUUGAGUUGUUUAUAGUCUUACCGAGAUAUUACAGACAGUGGGGGUUUACAUAUAAUUUACAUUUUCUCACUGGCACCUUUAUACUUUUCAAUGUCUGUUCGAAUCUGGUUGCGAUAAUGAUGUGCGAUACAAGUAUAAAAGGAAGAGUUUUACCUACACAGUUGGACCCUGAUGGAAGAUUCUGUUUAGUGUGUGAAACUAUAGCACCUCCAAGAUCAUGGCAUUGUGAAACCUGCAACGUUUGCAUUCUGAAAAGAGACCAUCACUGCAUGUUUACUAGUUGUUGCAUCGGCAACGAUAACCAUCGUUAUUUUCUGAUGUUUGUACUCUACAUGUUCAUCGCAACAGUGUAUGCAUCAUAUUAUAAUAUUUACUUUCUUUGUGAUUACAUAACUUUUGAUUCAUGGAUAUCAAUAUUUAAGAUAGUAUUUCCUUUGGCUACUUUGUUCAUGGAAUGGACAGAAAAUCAGUUAUACGUAUUUUUCAUAAUAAUUGUGUUAUUAGGAGGUGCGUUCACAGGAGCUUUAUUACAGUUUCAUAUAGAUUUGAUGUUGAGAAGUGUAGUAACAUACGAACGUAAUAUGAAAAGCAAAUAUGAUAGAGGUCAAUGGAAGAAUAUUGAAAUAGUUUUGGGACAUAGAUGGCAUUUGGUCUGGUUGACACCCUGGAUUGAAAGUAAACUACCUUGUGAUGGAAUCAACUGGGAUAAAAUGUUCUCUUCAAAGACAGAAUAAUAGGAAAAAUCUUUGACUACCUCUUAUCAACUAUGUCUUUAUAAAAAGCAACAAAAAAUAUUUGAAGGAACAAGUUGUUGAACAUCAAUUUACUGAAUUUGCACUUCACACAUAUCUUUCAUUAUCAGUAUUACUUUUAAAUUUUAAAAUUGAAAGUAUGUUCAGAAAUAAUUGCAUGAGAAUUUUAUGAAGUCUUCAAACUUGGGAUUUAGUCAUUAAGUCACCAAUGAAAUCAAUGUCAAUUUUUGUUUUAGUAAAACACAAAUAUUCAUUCA